AUGCUAUUCCUCGAUGGCACCCAUUUGCUAGGUAAAUAUGGUGGCAUCCUACUAGGCGCAACUGCAAAGGAUGGUAAUGAAGGUCUAUUUCAUCUAGCUUUUGCUAUUGUUGAUAAUGAAACUGACGAUAACUGGACGUGGUUCAUUUCCACUCUGGGUGAUGCAAUAUAUGGUGAAGAUGACUACCACAAAAUCAUUACAUUCAUUUCAGACCGUUCUAAAGGACUUGUUAAUGCUAUUGCCAAAGUCUUCCCCUCUGCCCCACAUGGCUACUGUUUGCGACAUCUCCAAGCAAACUUUUUGAAGGCUAAUGGUCUCCUAGGGAAAGGAUUAAAAGAUGAGUGUUGGAGGUUGGUUGUUAAGAUUGCAUAUGCAUGCACAUCUUCAAAGUAUGAUGCAACUGUGGGUGCGUUUUCAGCGAUAUCAACACAGGCCCAUAAUUGGUUAUUUCAAAAGUCGGACAUGAUGCAUUGGUGCAAUUACUUGUUUAGAGGACAACGCUGGGGCGAGAUGUAUUCGAAUGUGGCAGAGUCUUUCAAUGCAUGGAUUAAGGAGGCACGACAUCUACCUGUCUGUAACAUGGUUGACGCGAUAAGGUUCAAGAUGAUGAACCUAAUGUACAAGCGGCGCGAGAAUAGCAUGAAAUGGGAAAUCCAUCUUUGCCCGGAGAUUCACAAGAAGAUUGAAAAGACUAUUGAAGAAAGCAGAUGCUUAGUCAUAGGCCGAUCUGAUGGUGAUAUUUUUGAAGUCGUUGACAAGCAAGGCAACCAUGUCGAUUUACGUAGUAGAACUUGUUCUUGUCGUCGGUGGGAUGUGUACGGUCUUCCUUGUAACCAUGCCUGCUGCGCAAUCUUACAAACUGAUGUAAACAUUCAUUGUUACAUGGAAGGCUACUACACAGUCGCAUUGUACAAAGAAGCAUAUGAGACAUCUUCGUAUUCGUCCACCUAUCUCAAAGAAGAGACUCGGAUGACCAAGAAAAAGGAGGAUUGA
This is a messenger RNA of Dioscorea cayenensis subsp. rotundata (Guinea yam), 993 nucleotides long. RefSeq lists its product as uncharacterized. The transcript has 2 exons. NCBI's taxonomy places the organism in Eukaryota, Viridiplantae, Streptophyta, Magnoliopsida, Dioscoreales, Dioscoreaceae. Gene Ontology annotation, molecular function: zinc ion binding. Bases 1 to 993 code for a protein of 330 amino acids. The record is from RefSeq and is a predicted model, not a curated record.